Messenger RNA from Sclerotinia trifoliorum, 2765 nucleotides. The record is from the annotation of a GenBank genome assembly. NCBI's taxonomy places the organism in Eukaryota, Fungi, Ascomycota, Leotiomycetes, Helotiales, Sclerotiniaceae.
UUGAACAAAAUGUCUCAGUAAAUAAGGUCAUAAAACAUGACCACCAAGGAAAGGACUUACAGGUCCGGGGAACUUACUCCACCUGUUUAGCGAGGCAUUUUACUAAACAUUGAUCGUUGAAGAUUCAAGGUCUUUCACUGGUACCUUUCAUUUCCAUCAGUUCAUUUCUGCACUAUGAUGGAUCUACAUACUCAGACGGGGUGUCUUGGCUUGAGUCUCAACUAUUAUUGUAAUACCACGUAUCAGGGGAAAGCCAUUUUCUUCAAUUGGAUUUACGGCCACGGAGGCCGGACAAUAUAAUAUGUGCGCUCACUCAUGUAGUAGAGGUUACAAAAAGCUCGCUGCGUCGCUCCUCAAUUGCUCUCACACCCAACCCAGAUCCUCAAGAUUCUUGUACCUUUCUCUUCGACAUGGAAUUCUCCACGGGCAUAGCCUUGGGUCAUUCUACCAGCUCACUAGUUGUAACUAUCUUAGCUUCUUAUGUCGCGUAUCUCAUUGUCGGCGGCAUAAUACAAUCACAUCGUCGUCGUGUUAAAGCUAAGAAGCUCCAAUGUUUGGACCCUCCCGCCUUGAAGAACAGACUUCCUUUCGGCAUUGACCACGUGAAUCGAUCUCUUAACGCUCUCGCGACGAAUUCCUUCCCUGUUCACUGUCAAAAUAACCACAAAGAACUCAAUGCUCUCACCUAUAGCACUUCAAUACUUGGCAAGAAAGGCUUCUCCACCAUCGACGAAGAUAACAUCAAAGCCGUACUUGGAACACAAUUUCAAGAUUUUGAUUUGGGCGCAGAAAGACGCGACAACUUGAGGCCAUUCCUAGGCUUUGGUAUAUUCGCACAAGAUGGGAAACAUUGGGAACAUUCGAGAGGACUCUUGAGACCACAAUUCGCGAGGGAUAAUCUUAGUGAUCUAGAGAUGGAAGAGCGACAUUUCCAGGUUUUGUUGCAGGCUUUACCUAAAAUAGGACAAGAUGGUUGGUCAAGCGAAGUGGAUAUCCAACCAUUACUGUUUCGAUUCACCUUGGACGCGGCAUCGGAUUUUCUGUUGGGCCAGAGUGUCAACAGCCAGCUUUUAGGAAUGGGAACUGCUCCUGACGACACUGUAGAAGAUUUUGGGAAGGAAUUCGAUACUGCUAACAAGGCCGUGGCGCAAAGAGCAAGAUUUAAUCCGUAUAGUGUAUGUAUGAUUCGCUUUUGGCUUCACAUUCCUCAAUCUUCAAGGCGCUCUGAAUGCCUCAUUUUCUGUACUAUCUUCCCCCACUACUACAGCUCAAGUCAUCUGUCUCCUCUUUUUGAAAUUCCCCUGCGACAGGAUGGCCAAAAGUACGCACUGCAGUUCAACAAUGAGAGGGUUUUGAAUCCGUUUGAGAGAUUCAGGUUGGAAGGAAUCCAAUCUUCGAAAUCAUUUCAAUUCUUUUAUAGCUCGCGUUUUGGUCUGCUGAUCCGAACUACUAAAUAUCCUGCCCUAACAUGGCCAUUGCUAACUAUCCCAUAUCAUAGUGGCUGAUAUGGCCAAAAGGAUUCGCGAAGGCUAUCUCAGUUUGCCAUAGAGCCAUUGAUCGGAUCGUUGCCGAACAUUUAAAGGAGAUUAAGAAUCCACAAAAAGUAAAAAAUUCGGACCGCUACGUCUUCUUCAAAUCCUUGGCAGAGCAAACACAAGAUCCGAUAGAACUACGCACACAGGUAUUAAACAUCUUGCUUGCGGGCCGCGAUACAACUUCGUCACUCAUUGGAUUUACCCUUCUAUCACUUGCCCGAGAUCCUGAGCGAUACAAAAAAUUGCGAGAGGUUAUCGUGAACGAAUUUGGAACUUUCAAUGACCCAAAAAAUAUCACGUUCAUGAAUAUCAAGUCUUGUGCAUAUCUUCAAUGGGUCUUAAAAGAAUCACUGAGAGUGUAUCCUGUAGUGCCAUUGAACCUCAGAAUAGCGAAUAAAGAUACUACGUUACCGCGUGGCGGAGGAAAGGAUGGAAAGAGUAAGAUUUUUGUGAGAAAGGGUGAGGGGGUUGAGUAUCAUCCCUACGCUUUGCAUAGGCGAGAGGAUAUAUGGGGCAAGGAUGCGGCAGAAUUCAAACCGGAGAGAUGGGAAGGGAAGAAGGUGGGAUGGGAAUUCUUGCCGGUAUGUUCACUGAAUCCUUUUCCUUGCUUAUGAUAUAUCACUGUUCUUUUUCGCUUUCUUUCCUCUUUUCUGUUCAACUGGUCUUUUACAGUUCAGGAUUAGUUGAGACGUUGAAAUACUCUGGAGGAAUAAUUGAUUCCAUCUUUCCCUGUUUAAAUGAUCUAUCCAAUUAUUAUCGGUUCAUCGAUUGAGAUGUCCAUGAAGGAGUGUUGGGACCGUAUAUCAUGAUUACGAACGAACUCACACUGACAUGGCAACACAGUUCAACGGAGGACCGCGUAUUUGUCUUGGACAACAAUAUGCACUUACGGAAGCAGGUGUCUUUAUGAUUAGAAUGUUGCAGAAGUUUGAUCAAAUUGAGAGUGUGGAUAAGGACAAGGUCACCUUUAAGAUGACGGGAACCAUGUGUAGUGGAAAUGGGGUAAAGAUUAGGUUGCAUGAGGCUAAGGCUUAGAGAGGAUGCAAUGUACCCUUCUAGAAGGAAUAUUGACAUCGCCAUUCGUGAUCGAUUGGCCAGCUUCAAUCACUAUGACAUGAAUUCAUCUGGGAUCUAGCGAUGGGAUCGUAUCUAUCAUGGUUUAAGAUUUUGGUCGUAUUUUAAUCAUGGUUAUCACUACUCAAAGUUGACACACUUAUUAUUUGUACUUUU